UUAUUGAAAUCGAUACCUUUCUAAUUAUCGAUUACUCUCGAUUGGUACAAUUGUAACUUUUGUACAGAAACACAUUACCAACUUCGUGCAAAGAGUUUGUAUUCAACGAUCGAAAAGUUGCAGACAGUUAUAAUGUCAAAAGCACAUAGUCCUACUGUUUUUAAUGGAGAGGCUGACAAUUUUUAUGACCCAAAUUUUACUUUGGACAUUAACAAAAGGAUGCGUGUACCAAAAAGUAUUCGUGUGAGUGGCGACUACACAGAAGAAGAAAUAGCUGAUACUAAUGGUUCUAGCUGGAAUCAGAUUGUUGCAGGAGAUAAAUUUGAAAUGCAUGUUCCAGACAGAAUUUUAGUUGUUGGACAAGAACAACAUGUUGGAACUAGAGCACCACCAAGAGAAAUUACAUUAGAAAAUGCUGUUUUACCACCUGAAGCAGGCAUGGUUAGAGUGCAGACUCCACCAAGGAUUUUGACACUGGAUGACCAUUAUUUUCCGGCAGUUGAUGAAGAAGAACCAAAUUCAUACCCAACAGAAACUAAGGAUUCAUUAUCAUCUAAAUCACAUGGACAAUAUUCUACAGAAACGCAAAUAGUUAGGUAUGCUAGAGAACAGACACCCGCAUAUAGUGCACUUAAUGUUUCUCUUCCACCUAGUGAAGAGAUACAACAUUUACGUCGACAAGUAGGGAAAUUAAAUCGUCGAGUAAUGGCAAUCGAACUUGAGAUGUUACAACGUCAACAAAGAGAAAAAAUUUUAUAUGCGUUAACAUUAACGUAUUUAAUUCUUAAAGCUUUUUCAUGGUUGACCAGAAACUGAAUUUAUGUUAAGAAAAUACAAAAUAUUUGUAUCUUGUGUGAAAAAAUGGAGCUCUUUAUCCAUAUAAAUACAAGACAUUCUGGAAGAGUCUCCUUUGCUCCUAGAAGACAUUUGUAACCAAAGACUCUUUAUCUUGAAUAUGAAAUUACAACAUAUUCAAAGUAAAUGUAUGUAUCGUAUAUAUUCAAAAGUAAGUUACUCCUGAUACUUGCAUGAAAGUACUAUAAUUAAACAAUUAAACUUUUAAAGUACUAUAAUUAAAUAAUUAAACUAUAAGAAUCUUAUAAAAUUCAAUGUUUGUUAUAUUUAUAUCAUUCUUUUUUAUUGUUUACUAUGAAUUGAAACUCUUUCUUACUUAAUAUAUGUAAAAAAAUUGAAUAUAUACGAUACUAAUCUUUUUAAAGUAAUUGAAUUUGAAUUUGAGUAUGUUUGUAAAAAGUAAUUUGCAUGAUCAAAUAAGCAGAACAUGAUUUCUUUUGAUCUAUUAAAGAAUCCAUUUUACACGAAUAAUUGUAAUUGUUUAAAAGUGAUAAACUAUAAACAAAUAUCAGGCUUAAUUACAGUAUAUGACAGAUAAUUGUAAAUUUGUAAAAGUAUGGAAAAUGAUGUUAUGAGAUUCUAGGUAUUGAAAUUGAAAUUUUGAUUUCUAUUUCCUCAUUUACUGUAGUUUAAUUAUAUAUAUAAUUUAAAAUAUUAUAUUAUAGCACAAUACAUUGAUAAAAUUAUAAUUAAUUAUUAUGAAUACUUAAUUUAAUUCUAGGUUCGACGUAUUUUUUGUGGCCAUGAUAUUCACACCAUUGUACAUUUAUAACAUACAUAACAUAUUAUUAGUGAAAAAUAAAUAAAUAAUAAACUUGUAA
Messenger RNA from Bombus terrestris (buff-tailed bumblebee), 1676 nucleotides. RefSeq names its product transport and Golgi organization protein 11 (gene Tango11). The transcript has 5 exons. The record is from RefSeq and is a predicted model, not a curated record. Lineage: Eukaryota; Metazoa; Arthropoda; Insecta; Hymenoptera; Apidae. The coding region runs from base 133 to 816 and encodes 227 amino acids.